AUGAUUAGGUCUGAUGUUGAACCAAAAUGUUUGACUGAAUUGUUUCUCGUGGCAGCUAUUUCUCCCGCCGAUGUGAACUACGGUGAGACGCUCAGCACUCUGCGGUACGCCAACCGGGCCAAGAACAUCAUCAACAAACCGACCAUCAACGAGGACGGAAACGUGCGGCUGAUCAGAGAGCUGCGGGCCGAAAUCGCCCGACUCAAAGCUCUGCUGGUUCAGGGCAACCAGAUUGCUCUCCUGGAUUCGCCCACCGCUCUGAGCAUGGAGGAGAAGCUGCACCAGAACGAAGCCAGGGUUCUGGAGCUGACCAAAGAGUGGACCAACAAGUGGAACGAGACACAGAAUAUUCUCAAGGAGGAGACGCUGGCUCUGAGGAAAGAGGGGAUCGGCGUGGUGCUGGACUCUGAGCUGCCUCACCUCAUCGGCAUCGACGACGACCUCCUCAGCACCGGCAUCAUCCUGUACCACCUGAAGGAGGGACGGACGUACGUUGGCAGAGAGGACGCGUCCACAGAGCAGGACAUCAUCCUGCACGGUCUGGACCUGGAGAGUGAACACUGCAUGUUUGAGAACCAGAACGGUAAAGUGACCCUGGUGCCGCUCAGCGGAGCUCAGUGUUCAGUUAACGGAGUUCAGGUGACCGAGCCGUCGCAGCUCAACCAGGGUGCCGUUAUUCUGCUCGGCAGGACCAACAUGUUCCGCUUCAACCAUCCGAAAGAGGCGGCCAAGCUGAGGGAGAAACGAAAGAGCGGCCUGCUGUCCACAUUCAGCCUCUCCAUGACGGAUCUGUCCAAGUCCUGUGAGAAUCUGUCCACGGUGAUGCUCUACAACCCCGGUCUCUUCACUGAGAAGGGCCCCGUCUUCCUCAGGUUGGAGUUUGAGCGACAGCAGCGAGAAGAGCUGGAGAAACUGGAGCUGAAAAGGAGGCUGAUCAAGGAGAUGGAGGCGAAGCACCAGAGCGAGAAGGCGGAGCUGGAGCGCCUGCAGCAGGAGGUGGAGAGUCAGCGGAAGGAGUCUGAGGAGGUGCAGCAGCGGAUCCUGCAUCAGGAGGAGAGCCUCCGCCGCCGCAGCCAGGACAUCGAGAGCCGCCUGAGAGACUUCCUGGAGGAGAAACAGCGCUUUGAGGAGGAGAGGCGCUUGGAGAUCCACAGGGAGAAACAGCAGGAGGAGGAGGAGGCUGAGGAGGAGCAGGACGAGGAGCAGCGGCGGCUGCAGGAGGCCGCGGAGCAGACGGAGAUCUACCGCGAGCUGGAGAGGCUGAAGAGGGAGCGUGAGGAGCAGAAGGUCCGCCUGGAGACUGAGCGGCGGCGGCUGGAGGAGCAGGAGCGGGAGCAGCUGAGUCUGGUCGGGAGGCUGGAGGAGCAGCUGAGGGAGAAACACGAGGCCGCCGCCACCCUGCUGACCCGGGAGGACGCCCGCCGCCUGCAGGAGGAGUGUCGAGCCCUGGCUGAGAUCAGGGAGGCGCUCCUCCGGGCCAAAGAGGCUGCAGAGCGGCCAGAUGUGGAGGACGCCAGCGGGGAGGCGAGAUCUGCUCAGGCGCGAUACACGGACUUCAAGGAGGCGCAGGUGAAGGAGCUCGGCCAGCUGGAGGAGGGGCUCCGGCAGCAGAGGGAGCAUCUGGAGAAGGAGGUCACCGCGGAGCGCAGCGCCCUGCUGCACCUCGCCCACGGCCUCAAAGAACGACACCAGCAGCUCAAGGAGGCGCAGGAGAAGGGGGCGCAGGACGCCACCGCUGUCUGCCAGGAGGAGCAGCUGCUCCGACAGGCGGAGCACAGACUGCAGUUCAAGGAGCGACAGCUGGCCAGCGUGGCCGACGGCCUCCUCCCGGCGCUGGCCGAGGAGAAGCAGAGAGCCGUGGAGGUGCUGGAGCGCAGCGGCGGAGGCAGCAACGGGAACUGCGACAGCCCGCCGGGGCUCGACAACACGCUGUUCCAGGUGGAGAAGGAGCUGGAGGACAAGGAGGAGAAACUGAACCUCCACUGGCACAGCGCGCAGCAGCUCCAGCAGCUGCAGGAGACCUACGAGUUCACGGCCAACGUGGCGCGGCAGGAGGAGAAGGUGAGGAGGAAGGAGAAGGAGAUCCUGGAGUCGAAGGAAAAGCAGCAGAGGGAGGCGAUGGAGCAGGCGGUGGCCCGGCUGGAGAGGAGGCACUCGGCCCUGAGACGCAGCGUCUCCCUGGAGCCCGACACCGAGGAGCAGAGACACAAGAGCUCGGUCAGCAGGAACCAGAGGACGGGGGCCGACCUGGACCAGCAGAGCGGCGGAGGCAGCAACGGGAACUGCGACAGCCCGCCGGGGCUCGACAACACGCUGUUCCAGGUGGAGAAGGAGCUGGAGGACAAGGAGGAGAAACUGAACCUCCACUGGCACAGCGCGCAGCAGCUCCAGCAGCUGCAGGAGACCUACGAGUUCACGGCCAACGUGGCGCGGCAGGAGGAGAAGGUGAGGAGGAAGGAGAAGGAGAUCCUGGAGUCGAAGGAAAAGCAGCAGAGGGAGGCGAUGGAGCAGGCGGUGGCCCGGCUGGAGAGGAGGCACUCGGCCCUGAGACGCAGCGUCUCCCUGGAGCCCGACACCGAGGAGCAGAGACACAAGAGCUCGGUCAGCAGGAACCAGAGGACGGGGGCCGACCUGGACCAGCAGAGGUCAGAGACUCCGAAAAAACUAUAA
Molecule: messenger RNA, 2670 nt
Organism: Plectropomus leopardus (leopard coralgrouper)
Lineage: Eukaryota; Metazoa; Chordata; Actinopteri; Perciformes; Serranidae
Source: RefSeq, a predicted model, not a curated record